AGGUACCCAAGGUAUCUGCUAACGAGGGGGAUGCCAGGUACCUCUCGCGACGUGAGACCGGCAUUCAACACGAGGUUAUACCUACUAUUACCUGCUAGCCAUACACCUUCGAGUCGAGGCAUGGAAAGUGGGAGGAGUACAUAAGGUCCCUAAGCAGCAUGUAUCGUACCUCAGGUGCCAGCCCAGUACACCCCGCGUGAGUGUCUGUGAUGCUGCCCCUAUUCCGGUACCCGGGCAUCCUCCCUCGUCCUCUUCCCCCGCGUGUGACGGCAUCAGCCAACCCCACCAACAUCCUAACUACCAGACUGAUUUUCUCCAAGACGCAGAGCGCACACGUCGAGCAUGACCUUGUCAGCCCGCACCCAGCUCGCCCUAUUGCCACUCGCAAGCUGUCACCCCGGUCUCCGUGUUAUUUCGCGGCUCUGUCGACUUUGAGUGAAGACGAACCCUUUCACACCACCUUUUGAGGGCUUGCCAUGGUCUACUUCCACUUCAGUAUCGACUGCGAUAAUGCCUAGUCUCGCGCGGAAAUUGCUGAUAUGCGCUGCUGUUGACGGCCUCAUAAUCCAACCUCUGUCCACCAAGGGCCAGCGAGUCUCUCCGCCCGUCAGGAUAAAGUAUGGAGAUGCCGUCGUCUCUUCCCUCCCGCGCGACCAGUCGCCCGACACUUCUACGCCCAAUUCGUGCUUCGAAGCUUUCGGCAUCGUAGGGCUCUUCACCGUCUCCCGCCUAAGCUACCUAGUCACCAUAACUGGCCGCCAGCAAGUCGCCCAGGUUCGAGGGUUUCCCGUCUACGUAGUCACCGAUGUCGCGCUCACUCCUUGCACAAGUCGGAGCGAGGCCGAGUCCGCUAUCGCGAACACGGCUACCAAGUUACGACGUUCGUCACCCGACAAGCCCUCCGAAGACAGCGAGAUGGAAAGCGAUGCCGAUGCGGCAUCGGUAGGCGGCGGCGGCGACGUAGAAGACCCGGGCGCGCUUAGCGACCGUGAGUCCUCGGAAAAUCAAAAUGUGCCAGAGGUGGGUGGCGAGAGGAGCAGCAUAGCGGAAGACGUCAUCAAACGGCGCGGGAGCUAUGGACGUUUCGCGCAGCGCUGGUUCAGUCACAGGGGCUGGCUGGUGGACCAGAAACGCAAUCUGGGUAUGACCAGCGUUGGAAUCGACCAGUCUAUCGCGGCGAACGGCAGCACAAAGAAUGGGAAUGCGGACAAGGAGCUGAGUGACACGGUGAGAGAGGAGAAGAUUGACCCGCCGCCGGGGCCAUCGACCGGCGAAAGUCUGGUGCCCAAGCUGCUGCGAUUUGCACAUAUCUGGCUCGGAACUUCCAAAAGCUUCGUGUUCUCUUAUGACUUGGAUAUCACGAGAAGUGUCGCCAGCCGGUCUGCCGCCGCCGCAGCCACGGCGGGAGUCGAGCUUCCGCUACACCAAGCAGCUGACCCCACGUUCUUUUGGAAUCGAAAUUUGCUGGAACCAUUCUACGGGCUGAGUGACGGGUCGCUGCUACUGCCACUGAUGCAAGGCUUUGUGGGACAGAGGACGUUUGUCGUGGAUCAACAUCCGCCGCAGAUCGAUUCUCAGGAGGACUCGAUGGAACUAAGCGAUAUGACGCCGUCCCGAAAGUCUAACGAGGGAACCCCCCCUCUCCAGGAGGCGCCUACUAGCCGCAGGCCGUCGGAAAGGGAGUUCGUCAUCACGCUGAUCUCUAGGAGGUCGGCGAGGCGUGCCGGGCUACGAUACCUUCGGCGGGGGAUUGAUGACAAUGGGCAUGCCGCGAAUUUUGUCGAGACGGAACAGAUACUCUCUAGUCCAACUUGGGACCGUUCGUCCAAAAUCUUCUCGUUCGUUCAGCUACGAGGUAGCAUACCCCUUUUCUUCACUCAAUCGCCGUAUUCUUUCAAGCCGAUCCCGGUUCUGCAGCAUUCCCCAGAGGCGAACUUCCGGGCUUUCAGAAAGCACUUUGAGCUCUUGGGCAGGACGUACGGACCCAUACAGCUUGUCAACCUAGUCGAAAAGCACGGCGUCGAAUCCAUAGUCGGGAACGAAUACGAGAAGAUGGUGAAUAAGUUCAACGAACUAAACGCGGAAGAUACGCAACCCCUUUCGUUCGAAUGGUUCGACUUCCACUCUGCAUGCCGCGGUAUGAAGUUUGAGAAUGUGAACUUGCUCCUGGACAUACUAGGCCGGAAGAUCGAGAAAGCCGGCAGCACGGUAGAGAGGGAGGGCCGAUUAGAUCGAAAACAAGACGCCGCCCUGAGAACAAAUUGCAUGGAUUGUCUCGAUCGAACCAAUGUCUGCCAAAGUUCGUUCGGAAAAUUCAUGCUCGAUCUGCAACUAAAGGAAGAGGGUGUCGAUAUGUCAGCUCAGCUCGACCAGGAAAACUCUUGGUUCAAUACCCUCUGGGCUGACAACGGGGACGCCAUCUCUAAGCAAUAUGCCUCUACUGCUGCGAUGAAAGGCGACUAUACUAGGACGAGGAAGAGAGACUACCGCGGUAUGGUGAACGACCUCGGCUUGUCGCUAACGCGAUUUUAUAACGGGAUGGUCAACGACUACUUUUCUCAGGCUGCUAUCGAUUUCUUCCUAGGUAACGUCUCGUCGAUGGUCUUCGACGAGUUUGAAGCGACUAUGAUGAGCAAGGAUCCUGGCGUGUCGAUGUCGGAGAUGAGGGAACAGGCCAUCGAGACGUCCCGGAAUAUUGCCAUAGGGGAUGAUAAGGAGGACUUUAUCGGCGGAUGGAUACUUUCGAGCCCUCACGUAUCGGAUACCAUCAAGGCUCUACCAUUCGAAGAGGUGGUCCUUCUCCUAACCGACACGGCACUCUACUUAUGCAGGUUUGACUGGAAGCUCGAUAAAGUAUCGUCUUUUGAGCGGGUAGAUCUGGCACACAUCGUUGGCAUCAAGGUCGGCACGUACAUAACCUCAACCAUCUCGCCGGCGGAAGCGGACGAGUCGAGGAAUGUGGGAAUCGUCAUCACCUACGAACCCGGAAAAUUCGACAUCAAGAGAACCAACACGCGAUCCCUAUCCAGCACUUCCGGAUGGUCCGAGCAGCCGUCGGAGCAGGAUACCACGUCCGCCGACAACCCGCCGGCCGCCCCAUCCAGCAUCCUCAACCAGGGAAUCUUCGGCGCCAUCGCGAGUAAGCCGCAGCAGGGGGUAACGACGACGACGCCGCGUAAGCUGGCGCUUAAGGCGCUACAUGCUAAAACGGCCAUCUCCAACGCGAGAGACGUUAAGAGGAUCACGGAAGAGGGGCAAAUCAACGUAGUGGCUACCGAGAUCGAGCGCCUGGUGCUCCUCAACCAACCGCCGCCUCCAACCUCAAGCCGAGGAGACGACGAAGGCGGAGGAAAGGGGAAGGGGAUCGAUUCACGACAGCAGCCGAAGAGCAUAAUAGAGAGGGGAGAUAUCAUCUCUCUCGCCGAGGCGAAGAAGAGCACGGGGAUAUUAGAGCAGUGGGCGCACGGGAUAAAGAAGCUCGUCUGGGCGUAGCCAGGGAGGCGAAUAGACAGGGUACGAGGUAGAGCGUAGGCUGCUUCGUUGGCAUAGCACACACGUGCAUAUGUACGCAGGUGUAGGUAUACCCAGGCGACGAGACAGACAAUUUGUAUGUAUAUAGGUAGAAAGCGUGCGUGUC
Messenger RNA from Durotheca rogersii, 3637 nucleotides. RefSeq names its product SacI homology domain-containing protein. The record is from RefSeq and is a predicted model, not a curated record. The transcript has 4 exons. NCBI's taxonomy places the organism in Eukaryota, Fungi, Ascomycota, Sordariomycetes, Xylariales, Xylariaceae. The coding region runs from base 511 to 3492 and encodes 993 amino acids. Gene Ontology annotation, cellular component: endoplasmic reticulum. Gene Ontology annotation, molecular function: phosphatidylinositol-4-phosphate phosphatase activity. Gene Ontology annotation, biological process: phosphatidylinositol dephosphorylation.